Molecule: messenger RNA, 2281 nt
Organism: Hippocampus comes (tiger tail seahorse)
Lineage: Eukaryota; Metazoa; Chordata; Actinopteri; Syngnathiformes; Syngnathidae
Exons: 6
Coding region: 915-1628 (237 amino acids)
Source: RefSeq, a predicted model, not a curated record
CAUUUGUACUUGUUGGCUUGUGGCAGAUGUAUAAUUUGGUGUUGCGCUUGGAGGAAAUUGUUGCUUCGUAUGUGAUUUUAGUCAAAUCUGUGACACCAUUGCCAUUUUUUUUUAAUGCGAGAGGAUCCUGAUCAUCUCGCCACAAAAAUGAAAAAAAAAUGUGCUUCAGUAGAAAUUUGGAUUGAGAAAAGGAAAACCUUGCCGGUGUCAAGUGCUGGAAAAAUUAAUCAUAAGCUUGAAAAAAAAAUGCCCUGCUGGCUGUAACCUGAGGUGCAGUCAUGAGGCGUAUCACUCCACCGAGCCCUUGUCCCAGAUAACAAAGAACAUCUCCAACGCCACCUAAAUUCUCACACCCUAUUGUCCCAUAUUUAAUCUAGUGAAAGAGGAAAAACCACCACCAAGGCCUCUCUGUUCCAUUUAGCUAAAUAAAAAGCCCUUGGCCUAUUUGUCAGUUUGCAGCUAUUACUUCCAAUCCCUUGGUGCCUCCGGCUUCUUCUGCUCCUUUAGCAUGAAGGGGAUUAGUUUCAAUUGCAUCCACUCAAAGAUAGCACAGGAGAGAAAAGUGUUUUAAUAACGACUUUACUCUAGAAAGGUUUGAUAUUUAAAGGGGUCAGCGGGCUUUCGGGGGUCAGCGUCUUUAAAGGGCCAUCAUUUUGCAGUAUGCUGACAGGUUCUGCUCCCCGUGGCUAGGGGGAGGUCAACGUUUACAGCUCAGCUAAAUUCGACUCCAGUCUUGUCUUGGAAAACUCUACUGGAGCAGGAAGAGGAAGUGGGACAGGAAGCGAGCAAGAGACCAGCUAAAAAAAACAAACAAAAAAAAAAACAACAACACACACACAAGCUCAAAUGUUAAAGUACUGCUGCAUUAUUUUGUGAAGUGUUAGCUUAGAAUCUUAGCCGCUAAAUACGUCAACAUGGGCCAGCUGCUGUCGUCAGAAGAGGAACUCUCCAGGGUGAAAUGGGCCAUUGGUAACCUUUUGUACCGGACCAUGUUGGAGGGUGGAGCUGUACCGAACCUGAGUGUAGUGCACCCCCUGCUGUUGGCCAACGAAGAACCUGGGGCCCACCUCCAGGCGCAAAUGCUGCAGCUGCAAGGGGAGAUUGGGAGCAGGGCACCCACCUACCUGAAGGAUCUGAUUGGACGACUAUCAUCAUUCUCGGACGAACCCCGUCUCGCCGGACUGCUGGGACUUGCCGUUACCAUGGUAAUGGACCUGCUUGUCGCGUCCUUGUCGCGAGCGGGAAAGACGGCGACCAGUCCAUCGUCGUGCCAGAGAGUGCGGGAGCUCCAAGAAGUCAUGGAGGAGUACUUGAAACGCUGCAGGAUCAACCUGGCUGAUAAAACACGACUCCUCCAGGACUCUCUGAGAAUGGAGGCCCAGCUCAGCCUCACACUGACCAAACUUAAGAUCUCUCUGGUGGAUGGGAAGUGCGACUCACAGUCUUUGAGGUUCUGGGCUAGCGGGGCGGCGUUCCAUACCCAAAUGUUGAUUCACUUGGCUGUCCUGGAGGGGCGAGACGAGCCCCUGUCAGCGAGGGCCGUGCUGGAGCAAUACAAGGAGGACCUGGCACAGAUGGUACCUGCUUACAGAUGUUAUAAGCGCAAUACGGUGUGUGUGGUGAAAUGACGAGGAGGCCAGCCUGCGUUGUCGUGUGAGCUGCAGGACGAAGGAUCCAUGACGGGGCUGAUGGUGAGCGAUCGGGAGAUGGGAAAGAGCGUCUCCGUUGCUCUUGCCGCCCUGGAGGCUGAGAUAGCUUCAUUGUCCUCACUCAACCUGGAGACGAUCACCUCGGAUCAGUACGCCCAGGCGUACGUGGAAAAGCUGUUCUCCGAAGACGGUCCCGUGGAGACGCUAAAGAACUACUUCGCCAAGGCCAGUGACAAGCUGAGAGUGUUGAGAACCGGACCGCCGGGGUGCCUGACUGGGACAGACAAAGAGACGGGACGAUGUGAAGGACACACGGUUAAAAUACAGGACGAGACGGACAAAAUGAACCAAAACAGUGAUGAAGAGUUGAAGUUGAGUAUUGUGGAGACACACAGUAUGUAAAAAAAACAAACAAACAAAAAAAACCAAUAAUAAUAAUAAUAUUAAUAAUAAUUAGUUUUUUUGCCAUGUUUACAAAGUUGAGAGUUCAAUUUGUCCAACUACUCGUGUCUAAAUCAUCUUUCCCCACUGAAAUGAAUAGUUACUGCAAUAUUGAUGCUAGCUUUGUUAGCCUGCCUAUGGUGUUUUGCACUGUGUGUGAGCAUCAAGCUAGUGGCUUUUCAUCAAAUAAA